Messenger RNA from Helianthus annuus (common sunflower), 2079 nucleotides. Its product is annotated as ATP-dependent DNA helicase pif1-like. The transcript has 3 exons. Bases 1 to 2079 code for a protein of 692 amino acids. Gene Ontology annotation, molecular function: DNA helicase activity. Gene Ontology annotation, biological process: DNA repair; telomere maintenance. Lineage: Eukaryota; Viridiplantae; Streptophyta; Magnoliopsida; Asterales; Asteraceae. The record is from RefSeq and is a predicted model, not a curated record.
AUGUUUUUGUCUUGGAUGGAACGUAACAAAGACCCGAAUGACACAGUGGCCCGUACCCUUACUUAUGUUCAGUUUCCAAUUUUUUAUGUAUGGAAGAUUGAAAAUCGUUGCUGGGAACCUAGACAAAAGGGAAAAGCGAUUGGCAGAAUUCACUCUGUACCCCCUUCUUUUGGUGAAGCAUAUUUUCUUUUUAACAAAGUCAAAGGGCCAAAAUCGUUUGAUGACAUUGGAACCGUUAAUGGUCAUGUACACGAUACCUUUAGAGAUGCGUGUUACGCACUUGGUCUUUUGGACGAUGACACAGAGUACACUGAAGCAAUCAAGGAAGCAAAUGAAACAGCAACAUGUUCAUAUAUUCGUGUUUUGUUUGCAAUGAUGUUGUUAUCAAAUACUCUGUCUAGACCUGAGGUGGUAUGGGAAAGCACGUGGAAAUAUAUGACGGAUGACUUUAUUUACAGAUUAAGAAAAUUUCAUCGAUCUGAAGCUUUGUCAGUUCCUGAGGACCACCUUAAAAACUAUGCUCUGGGCGAAAUAGAAAAAUUUUUACUUCGGAAUAACUCAUCUCUACGAAGGUUUUUAACAAUGCCAUAUCCUGAUGAAGCGUCUUUAGCUGAUUCACAAAAUCGCCUGAUAUAUAAGGAGCGUUGUUACACCCAAUUAGAUCGUGGAAACGAGUAUGAAAGCCAAAUGAGUGGUGUAUUCUUUGUCUAUGGAUAUGGUGGAACCAGUAAAACCUUCUUAUGGAAGACAUUGUCUGCGACAAUUAGAUCUAAGGGUCAAAUUGUAUUAAAUGUCGCAUCAAGUGGAAUUGUAUCGUUGCUACUGACUGCUGGCAGGACUGCACACUCCCGGUUUCAUAUUCCUUUAAAUCUUACUGAGGAUUCAGUUUGUCAUAUAAAAGUAGACAGUGACACGGCUAGAUUACUAUGUGAAACCAAGUUAAUUAUAUGGGAUGAAGCCCCAAUGGUUCAUAAACACGCCUUCGAAGCUUUGGAUAGAACGAUGAAUGACAUAUUCAAUAUGGACACUUCCAUAGGUUCUGAAAUAUCAUUUGGAGGUAAGGUUAUUGUUUUUGGUGGUGAUUUUAGACAAAUUCUUCCUGUUGUCCCCAAUGGUGGAAGACAAGAGAUAGUGAAUGCCUCGCUAUGUUCGUCAUAUUUGUGGAGUAAAUGCAAGUUGCUAAGGCUAACAAAAAACAUGAGAUUAACCAGUGGACGCUCUACAUCUGAUAUUGAAGAAAUCAAUAAUUUUGCCAAGUGGCUUUUGGAUUUGGGUGAGGGAAAUGAUGGUUGUCCUAAUGACGGGGAAGCAUCAAUUGAAAUACCACCGGAUCUUCUAAUUAAGGACACCUCUGAUCCCAUUUCAUCUUUAAUUGAUUUCGUGUACCCUUCAAUUUUAGAUAACUACAACAACCAUAACUACUUUAGUGAGAGGGCUAUACUUGCGCCUAAGAACGAGGUUGUGCAUGAGAUAAAUGACAGGUUGUUAGCGUUAUUCCCAGGCGAAGAAAGAGAGUAUCUAAGCUCCGAUAGUCUUUGUCAGACUGAGAAUCCUAAUUCAACACAGCUAAAACUAUACUCACCAGAUGUGUUGAAUGGUCUUAAAGUAUCAGGUUUGCCUAAUCACAGGUUAGUACUCAAAGUUGGUGUGCCAGUAAUGCUAUUACGUAACAUUGACCAACAAAAUGGUUUAUGCAACGGUACGAGGUUACAAAUAAAAAGAUUAUACAACCGUGUCAUAGAAGCAGAAAUCAUAUCUGGAGGAAAUAUCGGUACUCGCACCUACAUACCGAGACCUAACUUGAUACCUUCAGACAAAAAGAUUCCUUUUGCGUUUCAAAGGAGGCAAUUUCCGAUAGCUGUGUGUUUUGCAAUGACUAUCAACAAAAGUCAAGGGCAUUCGCUAUCAAGGGUUGGUCUGUACUUGAGACAACCUGUUUUUACGCAUGGUCAGUUGUAUGUGGCUUUAUCAAGGGUAAAAUCUAGAGACGGAGUCAAAUUGCUUAUAUUAGACAAGGACGGCAAACCUACCGAUAAAACAUCAAAUGUCGUUUAUAAGGAAGUGUUUAACAAAUUGUAA